Messenger RNA from Mugil cephalus (flathead mullet), 1798 nucleotides. It is a transcript of the gene pole2, whose product is annotated as polymerase (DNA directed), epsilon 2. Gene Ontology annotation, molecular function: DNA binding. Gene Ontology annotation, biological process: error-prone translesion synthesis; DNA-templated DNA replication. Gene Ontology annotation, cellular component: epsilon DNA polymerase complex. The transcript is spliced from 19 exons. Bases 63 to 1649 code for a protein of 528 amino acids. The record is from RefSeq and is a predicted model, not a curated record. Lineage: Eukaryota; Metazoa; Chordata; Actinopteri; Mugiliformes; Mugilidae.
GACGAAACACACGCGGAAGUUGACAUUUAGCGCCAAAGCUUGAGUUGGGACCUGAAGAAAUCAUGGAUGUUGCUCGCAAAAUAAAGACAAAAGUGUCGGCUGGCUUCAAGAUGAGGGGGCUCAUACUGCGACCUGAAGCCAGCCGGUACCUCGUGGAGGUGCUGGAGUCUGUCAACCACUCCGAACUGGACGACAUUAUUGAACGUGUCCUGGACGCAGUGGAAAAGCAGCCAUUAUCCUCAAAUAUGAUCGAACAGUCUGUGGUGGAAAGUGCUGUGCAGGAUUGCUCCCAGUCCUGCGAUGAAACCAUAGAUAAUGUGUUCAACAUCAUCGGAGCCUUUGACGUGCCCAGAUAUAUUUACAGUGUGGAGAAGAAGAAAUUUGUACCCAUCAGUAUGACCAGCCAUCCCACUCCCAGUCUGUGUGGAUUGGCCAAAGACAAAGCUGAACUCUUCAGGGAGCGCUACACAAUCUUACAACAGCGUGUACAUCGACAUGAACUCUUCACUCCACCUGCUAUAGGAGCUGUUGUUGAUGAGGGCCACAACAAAUUUCAGCUGAAGACCAUUGAAGCAUUACUUGGUAGCACAGCUAAACUCGGAGAGGUGAUUGUUCUUGGGAUGAUCACACAACUGAAAGAGGGCAAAUACUACCUUGAGGACCUGAGUGGAACAGUCCAACUGGACAUGUCCAAAGCUCAGUUUCAUAAUGGCCUGUACACAGAAUCCUGCUUCGUACUGGCAGAAGGUUGGUACGAGGACUCUGUGUUCCACGUCAAUGGCUUCGGGUUCCCACCAACAGAGCCCUCCUCUGCCACAAGGGCAUACUAUGGUAACAUAAACUUCUUUGGUGGGCCGUCCACCACUUCAGUCAAAGCUUCAGCCAAGCUGAAGCAGUUGGAGGAGGAGAACGAGGAUGCCAUGUUUGUUAUUAUCUCUGACGUCUGGCUGGACAGUGUCGAAGUGAUGGAAAAGCUCAACAUCAUGUUCUCAGGAUAUGCAGCGAUGCCUCCGACAUGUUUCAUUUUGUGUGGAAACUUCUCUUCGGCCCCGUAUGGGAAAACACAGAUCAAGUCACUCAAGGAAUCACUGAAGGCUCUUGCAGAUGCUAUAUGUGCAUACCCCAACAUUCACAGCAGUAGUCGCUUUGUGUUCGUUCCCGGUCCUGAGGACCCUGGUCCAGGCACCAUCCUGCCGAGGGCUCCUUUAGCAGACCACAUCACAGAGGAGUUCAGGCAGAGGGUGCCAUUUUCUGUGUUUACAACCAACCCAUGCAGGAUCCAGUACUGCAGCCAGGAGAUUGUGAUUAUCAGGGAAGAUCUGGUCAACAAGAUGUGCAGGAAUUGUGUCCGGUUGCCCAAUAACAACUUUGACAUUCCAAACCAUUUUGUUAAGACCAUCGUGUCCCAGGGUCACUUGACUCCACUCCCACUCUAUGUCAGUCCUGUAUUCUGGGCGUACGACUACUCCCUGCGCAUCUACCCAGUACCUGAUGUCAUUGUCUUCGCAGACAAAUAUGACCCCUUCAGUAUCACCAACACUGGCUGCCUGUGUGUCAACCCGGGCUCAUUCCCAAGAAGUGGGUUCACAUUCAAGGUGUACUACCCGUCCAACAGAACUAUUGAGGACAGCAAACUCCAGGGGCUCUGAAGAAGAUCGUCCAUUAACAUGUAGAUCUUUUUUUAGUUGUUUUGUACAUUGCCUUUGUAUGAUACUGUAUGUUAAAAAUUGAGUGUCAGACCAUUGUAUGUAUCUGUGUCUAUUCACCGUCUUGAAUAAUAAAGCUUUUAUUCCUUGUA